ACUGAUGUCCGACUGUCACACUGCGUAUACUGACUAGUCUUCCUUUCCGACAGUCACUGUAGCUUUAACUCUCAUCCGUUCCGUUCGGAACGCAGUGAGGUUUAUGUCACGUGCUUUCGGUCUCGCGGUGCACAUUUUUUAACGACAGCGGGCGAAGACAUGCUCCGCGUAACUGCUCCGUUCUCUCUGCUGUUUCGCAAAUCCUGAAGCUGACAUUGCAUUUCAAGCGCAAAGAUAGCGCCGAAACCAGUAUCCGCUCUGCAUCACCGGCCAAGUAUUUUCACUAGAUCUCUUAUCGAUGUCGCUGUUCGCGCGUCUCUGGCAGCGUAUAGGAACUGGGGCUCGUUUUGUAGGGAAAGACUUGGAAGGAAAUAAAUUUUACGAGCGCCCUAGCUCGACAGAUGAUCCACUGAGGACAAAACGUUCGGUAAAAUACAGAAAUCCGGACGAUAUGUGGCAUUACAUAGGUGGAGGGAGGCGACUACCAGUGCAGUGGUCAACGUGGUUAACGCACACUCGCCCUAACCCUCCAACCAUAGAGGUAAGAUUAGGUUUCGAUGACGAAUGCACUUGUCUUGACGCUUCUGGACUCGAGGAACUCCACUUUGACUUAGCACGCCAGCAACGUGUAGUCCUGAAUGCUGCUAUACUAGAAGCUAAGGAUCGGGAUGAGCGCGCAAGGACUGCCAUAGGUCCAGAGGAUCCCCCUACCCUACCUCACCUUGAAGAUUCAAGGAGCCGCACCGAAAUUCCGGAAGGACUGGGACGCUUAGACCCAGUUUCACAGGAGCCAACCCGUGUAAAUCCUCCCCGUGCCCCCGGAAACGCCAAGGAGCAUAUGAAAGGUACGGAAGGCGUGUCAAGACCAAGACAUCAUGCAACCUCGGACGAGCCCCAGCCUUGGGUGCCGAAAAGUCGUGCUAGAUAAAAACUGGUCCCCAUUAUGUGUUAUACAUUUAUUUCUGGAAAGCUAGCUGACGGGGCGUCAUCGGCAAGAAUGUAUACUUCUGAUUAUUAACAGCCUUUUUUUUUCUUUUUACAAGAGUGGCUAGUAAGCUUGACCUACUCAUGGUGUCAAGCCGUCGACGUGGCAAUCACUGGCUGCACCGACCGCGAGUACUGUAACUCCGGUAAUAUCGGUCACCUGUCACGGGCCGAGUCCGGUCACUAGUUGAAAUCUUAAGACACAAUUCAAGUUGGCAGGUUUGACAGGGCACAGCCGGCAAUGGUCCCACCAAUGCGACAUCCAAAGGCAGUCUUUAGGCAUGAGCCAUCCAUGUUUCACAUAGCCCUCUCUACAUGAUGGUAUCCGACCGGCAUAAUCAGAUACUGACGCGCGUCGUGCGUGCACUUCACUUGCAACUAGGAUAGAUAUACUAUUAUUGAUUUGCCACAAAGUUGGGCUAGUGUUGUACAAAAAAUGUGUGAUAGAUAUCUCAGAAGUUUCUG
This is a messenger RNA of Serpula lacrymans var. lacrymans S7.9, 1449 nucleotides long. RefSeq lists its product as uncharacterized. NCBI's taxonomy places the organism in Eukaryota, Fungi, Basidiomycota, Agaricomycetes, Boletales, Serpulaceae. The coding region runs from base 299 to 928 and encodes 209 amino acids. Gene Ontology annotation, cellular component: membrane. The record is from RefSeq and is a predicted model, not a curated record. Gene Ontology annotation, biological process: mitochondrial respiratory chain complex I assembly. The transcript has 6 exons.